Messenger RNA from Colius striatus (speckled mousebird), 3710 nucleotides. RefSeq names its product SID1 transmembrane family member 1 (gene SIDT1). The record is from RefSeq and is a predicted model, not a curated record. Gene Ontology annotation, cellular component: membrane. NCBI's taxonomy places the organism in Eukaryota, Metazoa, Chordata, Aves, Coliiformes, Coliidae. The coding region runs from base 133 to 2595 and encodes 820 amino acids. The transcript has 25 exons.
CGUGUGGCCGAGCUAUUUAUUUAAAUUGCAAAUAAAGCGCCUCAGCGCCUGCCCCUGACGGGGAGAGACAGCCCAGGUGCUGCACCGGGCGGGCGUAAAGCCUGCCCCGCGGGGCUGGCAGCGACCAGCCUCAUGGCCGGAGAGGUGGCCCCGGCUCCCGGGGCUCUGCUCUGCAGCCUGCUGUGGGCAGCGGCGGCGGCGGCAGCAGCAACGGCGAUGGGGGGCGGCCCCGUGCCCGGCGCCUUCGGCCGCGUCUACCGGGGCGCCGUGAACAUCAGCGCGGAACGAGUCUACGCUUUCGCCUACAGCAGCGAGCCCGGGCAGGUAGAUGCAGUGCGGGUGUAUGUGAACAGCAGCUCUGAGAACCUCCGAUACCCGGUCUUGUUUGUAGUUCGCCAGCAGAAAGGAGUGCUGUCAUGGCAGGUCCCACUAAUUUUUCGAGGCCUUUAUCAGAGAACCUACAAUUACCAAGAAGUGAGUCGGACCCUCUGUCCGUCUGAGCCAACACCUGAGACAGCACCCUCUAACCAGAUUAUAUUUGUGGAUGUUGCUUCCAUGGCACCAUUUAAUAUUGCGUAUGAGCUGCUAGUCACCAGGCUCGAGAGCUUCCAACUUGAGACCAACAAAGCCUUUAACUUCACUGCCAGCCCUUCCCAGCCCCAGUAUUUUCUGUACAAGUUUCCUCAGGACGUCGAUUCAGUCAUCAUUAAAGUGGUGUCUGAUGCAGUCUACCCGUGCUCGGUUGUCUCUGUCCAGGAUAUUGUGUGCCCAGUGUAUGACCUGGACCAUAAUGUGGAGUUCAACGGUGUUUACCAGUCCAUGACAAAGCAGGCAGCUAUAACAGUGCAGAGAAAGGACUUCCCGGGUGAGCAGUUCUUUGUUGUGUUUGUCAUCAAGCCAGAGGAUUAUGCCUGUGGGGGCUCUGUGCCUUCUUCCAUUCAUGGGAAUGUCAACCGUACCUGGAACCUGCAGCGGACAAAGAACCUCCAAGUGACGAUUAUGCCCUCUAUUAAAAAGUCUGUUUACAUUCAGGCUAUGUUCUUCAGCUUCCUGAGUUUCCUCUCCUUUUACCUGGGCUCAGUGAUUGUUGCUUUCAUCCACUACAUCAGGGUUCGAAGGAAGGCUUCAGCUGGGAGACUGAGUCCUGAGGAUGGAUCUGGAAUUAUGACGUCUUCCCACCCCAUCACAGCCAGCACCCCUGAGGGAAGCAGCUAUGGUGCUAUCGACGAGUCGAGCUCCAGUGGUGGACAUCAGUUGUCUUCUCCCGAGCGCAGGCCAGCAGCUGGCUCUGACACAGACAGCUCUGUGGAGGAGGAGAGUGACUUUGACACCAUGCCAGAGAUCGAGAGCGAUAAGAACGUCAUCCGCACAAAGGUGUUCCUUUACCUAUCUGACUUGUCCAGGAAGGACCGAAGGAUUGUCAGCAAAAAAUACAAAAUCUAUUUCUGGAACAUCAUCACCAUUGCAGUAUUUUAUGCCCUGCCAGUCAUCCAGCUCGUCAUCACUUACCAGACGGUAGUGAAUGUGACAGGCAAUCAAGACAUCUGCUACUACAACUUUCUGUGUGCUCACCCCCUUGGGGUGCUGAGUGCUUUCAACAACAUCCUCAGCAACGUGGGCCAUAUGCUGCUGGGCUUUCUCUUCCUCCUCAUUGUGUUGCGCAGGGACAUUCUCCACCGUCGGGCCAUGGAGAUGAAAGAUAUCUAUACUCUGGACUAUGGGAUCCCAAAGCAUUUUGGUCUCUUUUAUGCUAUGGGCAUUGCUCUGAUGAUGGAAGGGGUGCUCAGUGCCUGUUACCACGUCUGCCCUAAUUACUCCAAUUUCCAGUUUGACACCUCCUUCAUGUACAUGAUCGCAGGACUGUGCAUGCUCAAGCUGUACCAGACCCGCCACCCAGACAUCAAUGCCAGUGCCUACUCUGCCUACGCCUCAUUUGCUGUGGUCAUCUGUCUGGCUGUCCUUGGAGUGGUGUUUGGGAAGAAUGACAUGUGGUUUUGGGUCAUUUUCUCACUGAUCCAUGUUUUGGCCUCGCUGGCUCUCAGCACCCAGAUCUACUACAUGGGCCGCUUCAAGAUGGACUUGGGGGUAUUCCGACGGGCAGCGAUGGUGCUCUACACGGACUGUAUCCAGCAGUGCAGCCGACCAAUGUACAUGGACAGGAUGGUGCUCCUCAUUGUGGGAAACCUGGUCAACUGGUCCUUUGCUAUCUUUGGGCUGCUGUACCGGCCCAGAGACUUUGCCUCCUACAUAUUGGGGAUCUUUAUCUGUAACCUGUUGCUGUAUCUGGCUUUCUACAUCAUCAUGAAGCUCCGCAGCUCUGAGAAGCUCCUGCCUAUCCCUCUGUUCUGCAUCGUGGCCACGGCAGUGGUGUGGGCAGCCGCCCUCUACUUCUUCUUCCAGACCCUCAGCAGCUGGGAGGAGACUCCAGCAGAAUCCCGGGAGAAGAACCGGCCGUGCAUCCUGCUGGGCUUCUUCGAUGACCAUGAUGUCUGGCACUUCCUCUCUGCAGCUGCCUUGUUCUUCUCCUUCCUGGUCCUGCUGACCCUGGAUGAUGACCUGGACGCGGUGCGCAGGGACAAGAUCCCAGUGUUCUGAGUCCCUGGAGGAUGGGGGCACAAGGGGCAUCCCAAACUGCUCAGCCAAAGGCAGCGGGCCACUGGCACCUAUGUGGAAUGAGCCUGCUUCCAUGGCCACCAACCCCAUGGGGGCAGGGGAGCCAGGUCCCACGGCUAGUGCAGAGGGGGACAGGGAGGGAAGACAGUGCUUGCUCUUCCUUUCCUACUGCAGCCUGUGGGGUGGGCAGGUAUGGCCCCGGGGUCAGGGCACAGCAUGCUCGGCUUGGGUAGAUGCAGCGGGUGCUGGAGACGGUGAAGAGGGAGGAGAGAGGAGGUGUGUUGGAGACCUUUGCUUCCCUUCCUCCCUGCUGAUGUGCUCCGCUUCCUCUCUGGUGAGCAGGCUGGAGAAGUGCCAUUCAGCAGCUGGUGCCUGCAGGCUGCUGCCCUCAGAGAGUCCCCUCAGCAGCACAGCUCCGGAGAGCAUUUGGUUCCUGUCCUGCAGUCACCGAGGGAGUGAAAGACUCCACACUGUGGUGGCAGUGGGGGGACUGUUUACUUUUGUUGUUGUUGUUGGAGAGGCUCUUCCUGUAGCUGGUGGAGAGCCACGACGGUAACAAGAAACUGCGGUGUUGCGAGCGAGAUGGUGAACCAUGACUGCUCUGCCAGAGGCAGAGCUCAUGCCUUGCUCCUGCAGCCUCCCUCGCUUGCUUGUGUUGAACAGCCUCACUUCUCUCUGGUGCCUCCAACAUAAGCACUUGUCAGCAUGAUGGUCUCCACAGUACCAGAAGAGCUGUCCUCAUGCAACUUUGAGAGACAGUGCAUUGAAACCACAGCUUUGCACACUGGGCAGCUCCUUGACUCCUGCCACGUGGCCUUGCUAAAGGGACAGGGUGGAACCAGCAGCCUCAGACUUUCUCCUCCCACAAGCUUGCUUUGGGCUAACUUGGCAAAGCAGGUUCCCGUGCAGGCUGGGAGCAUGGAGGAGGUUCUGAGGAGGUUGGGGUUGAGCUCUUUAGCUAAAGAUGCAGACCAAACUUCAUUCCUCUCCAACUUUUCUGCAUCUGAAAUAAGUUUUUAAAUGGCUUCUGCAUUCUCCUUGAAUUUUUAGCUAUUUAAAAAACAAGAUGUGAAUGAUUUUCAGGACUUGCAUCUAAA